Molecule: messenger RNA, 4141 nt
Organism: Uloborus diversus
Lineage: Eukaryota; Metazoa; Arthropoda; Arachnida; Araneae; Uloboridae
Product: PDZ and LIM domain protein Zasp-like
Exons: 15
Coding region: 154-2496 (780 amino acids)
Biological process (GO): actin cytoskeleton organization; muscle structure development; heart development
Cellular component (GO): Z disc; stress fiber; filamentous actin
Molecular function (GO): muscle alpha-actinin binding; actin binding
Source: RefSeq, a predicted model, not a curated record
CGUGACCACGUGACCUUGUGCCUUUUCAGUUGCUUUGAGUUGUGAUUUCUGGUGCUUCGGGUUUCUCCGCUGGUUAAGAGAUUUGGGGAGUGCGAGAUAAUAGAGAUUAUUGAUAUUUUGGGAGAGAGACCGUUUUGAGGAUACUGAGAGAGCAUGGCUUCACUUGCGAGUGAAACGAAAAUGAUGGAGACGUUUUCCAUGAACGUCAUUUCUCAAACUCUAACUCCUCACAUCGAAACAAUAGCACCGGGAGUAAUGGGCAUAAACUUUAUGAGGCCGGAGAAACCGAUCAACACUAUGUCUGAAGUUUACAAGCUUGUACAAGAGCAGGAACAAAGUAAAGUAAAGUCACCCAUUCCUGGUGCUGGCACUACGUCUCCGAUCUUCAAGCCAUCGAAAAUACCACCCACAGUUCCAGCAAAACCGAAGACGCCACCAGCUGUGAACCACUCUGUGCCCUUCGCACCACCUAAGCCAGCUCCUCCACCACAAACGGAUGGACCUACCCAUGGACCUUGCUCGGAUUGUGGAAGAAUGAUUAUUGGCCAAUUUGUUAGUUUGAGUGACAGAACCCUUCACGAAGAGUGUUUCAAAUGCAGUACAUGUGGUGCAUCCUUGAAAAACAUAGGUUUUCACAAUAUAAAUAACAAGCUCUACUGUGAAAUGCACGCCAGGCUGGCAGCACGAGUAAUAGCAGGGAGUGCUACUGGAGUACCAGCUGCACCAGCUGCACCCGCAGCUUCAUCAUAUGUACCACCACCACUUCCCAAAUCCACGCAAGCACCUCCAGCUGUUGCUCCAAAAGUAGCUGCUGCUCCAAAACCAGCCGUCGCUCCACCAGUUGCUCCAUCAUUUACUCCAUCAAGUGCCCCAUCGUUGACGCCACAACCACCCACAGUCCCUUCUUUACCACCGUCCAACGUACCACAAACAGUGCCAACCCCAUUCGGACAAAAUCUGGCCAACCUUCCCCUUACCCCGAGUUCAUCCGGUGGUCUGGCUUUCAGGAGUAUUUCACCUCAACCUUUUAAAAGGAUUUCUGGAGAAUUCCAUAAAGUAGUUGCCCCUUCUAGCCCUACUCCGGGGUCUACUUCUUCUGCUCCUCUUGCAUAUGCUUCGGGUCCUUUGCCAUUUGAAAUGAAACCUUACAUGCCACCUGACACUCCAAGGUCUUCUCUGUUUUCAUCUGUAUCCGAAUCUUCAAUUGCCUCUAUGACAGAUUUUUCGCAAAGUAGUCAAGUGUCUCAAGAAAUGCAGAUAGUACAACGGACAACGCAAGUUACACAGCAAAUGACUCAACAAGUGUCGCAGUCAUCUCAACAGCACAUAUUGCAGUCAUCUCAACAACAGUCGCAGUCGUCUCACUCAAACUUUCCUGUGGAUUAUAAGCAGGUAGCGGGACAGCCAAAAACUAAGUUUGUAUGGCCGCCCCCUAAAGCUCAAUUUGAAAUGGACGGCAGCUUAGUAGCUUCCCAACCACCAGCUCAAAAUUAUUCCCCUCUUGUCACCCAAUCCACGCCCGCUCCUGCCCCUUCUUUCCAUUCAGUACAGCCUCCAGUUCCUCAUCAACAAAUGCAAGAACAGGCUCCGCAACAGCAAGAGGAAUCCGUUCCAGCUCCUAUUCCACCCUCUGCGUUUUCAGUUCCAUCUGUGCCUACAACAUUCUCUGCCCAGCCAGCUAAAGUCGAUGAUGCCCCUGCUCCAGCUCCUGAACUUAUGAAAGAAGAAAUCCAAGCGCCACAGGCUCCACCAGCACCACCAGUCCAACAAGCUCCACCUGCUCCAAGCAUGCCUUCUAUUCCUCAGGCUCAAAACUUUGCACCAGUACUUCCACCAGUUGUAGAUUUGAAGCCAACUCCGACUCCAGCUCAGCCUGGUGUGCCAACCGGGGCUGGAUCUAAGCCUGCACCAAAGAAAGGCCGAGGUCAGCUAAUGAAUGAGCUAACUCCUGGACGUAUACCAAUUUGUGCCGAUUGUGGGGAACCUAUAAGAGGACCUUUCAUCGUUGCACUAAACAGAACUUGGUGUCCGGACCAUUUCCACUGCAACAAUUUACACUGCAAGACAAAUUUGAUUGACAUCGGUUUUGUAGAGGAGCAAGGACAACUGUAUUGUGAAAAUUGCUACGAAGCAUACUUGGCACCUAUUUGCAAUAAAUGCAAUGUCCGCAUUAAGGGGGAUUGUUUAAAUGCUGUGGAUAAGCAGUGGCAUCCCCAAUGCUUCAUAUGUGCGUAUUGCAGCAAACCAUUCGGGAAUAACUCUUUCUAUUUGGAAGAUGGACUUCCCUACUGUGAAAAAGACUGGAAUGAAUUAUUUACAACAAAAUGCAUCGCUUGUGGUUUUCCAAUUGAAGCUGGUGAUAGAUGGGUCGAAGCUUUGAACAACAAUUACCAUUCGCAAUGCUUCAAGUGCAGCAUUUGCAACAAGAACUUAGAAGGACAAAGUUUCUAUGCCAAAGGUGGAAAACCGUUCUGUAAACAGCAUGCCAGGCUAUAAAUCAAAAUGAAGAGAACUAAAUGUCCUUACUAUUGAGAUGAAAGAAUGAGAAGUUACCAGAAAUGAUGCCAAAGUUUUCUGGGACAAACAAGAAUGUGUGCUGCCAAAAUAUAUGAUUUGUGUGAAAAACAUAAACUAUGUUAGAGAAAUGGGAAGAAGCGAAAGUGAACAAACUUUGACAAAUUCGAUAUUUAAUGUCUAGAUUUUACUAUUUCAAGAGGCUACCGUUAUUAUGGCUACCUUUAGGUUAUUUCACUUAAAACGAAUAAAUAGGAAUCAAUCAGAAUCAAAUUGAGUAUAAUCCGUUACCACGAAUAUGUAAUUCGCAGUGAAGAAGUAUUGACUCAUAUCAGUAUUUGCUAUUUUUAGCAUCCCCAGGUACAGUGCAUUCUCAAGUACAGUUUAUUCAGUUAAAUAAAUUGAGUUGCUUAAAUCACUGGUUGCAGUACACGAUUUUGAUUUAACUCAUGCUAAAUGAAUGUACUUGAAUCAAGCGCAUGAUUGUAAGCUUACUUUCACAGACCUCUAAACAAAAGUGCAAAAUGUGGAUUGAAAUUAUAUGGGAUUGAUUACAUUAGAGCGGACUAAAUGCAUUUAUUCAGGUGCUUGAGCUCGAUUCUAUGGAGAUUUUUUUACUAGUACUUAAUUGAUUACAUUUCAAUUGCUGCAUAGUAAAAACUCAUGAUUGAAAUGUAUGGGAUUGAUUCAUUAGUGCAGAAUGAAUGCACUGUAUUCAGGUGCUUGAGUUCGAUUCUAUCGGAGGUUUUUUAAUGGAUUAAAUUUCAAUUGCUGCUAAUUAAAAACUUUUGAUUGAAAUGUAUGGGAUUGAUUCCAUUAGUGCGAACUAAAUGCACUGCAUUCAGGUGCUGGAGCUUGAUUCUAUUAGAGAUUUUACUGGUAUUUAAUUGAUUACAUUUCAAUUGCUGCAUAUUGAAAACUCAUGAUUGAAAUGGGUGUUUCAAAUUUACUCAUUGCAUAAGCGGGAAAACAAUCGCACAUUUUCGCAAUCAGAAGUAGUACUUUGUCUUGUAAGUUUACGCUUUCAUGUUUUUCUGAUUUGUUUAAUUUGAAAGAUACUUCAGAAUUCCUAUGAUUCUACGCAUAUUGUAUGGUUACUUUAAAAACAUGAAGUUCAAAAUUGUGCAUCUCUCUUUAUUCACAAUAUUUUGAAAACUACUAGUUUGUUCACUUUUGCUUUUUACAUUGCAGAUAUAUAAAUUCCUAAGCUACCAGAUCUCAUAACCCAUUAUGUGUCAUAUAUCUUCAUAGAUGGUAAACAAAUACAAAUCUUUUACAGAAGUCUAUUAACCUAGUUUUGAUUUCGUACUUUACGAAGCAAACAUAGGUACAGAUUAAUACAUGAUGUUUGUUUCAGGUCGCUUACAAAACACAUAUAGAGUGAUAGAAAGUAAAUAUUUUACUAUGACAUCAGAGAUUUGGUAGUUUAGCAAACGACACGUAGUUCCCUUAAUGGUACAUUAUUAAAAAAAUAACGUGUUUAAUUAAACUUUUAUAACAUAAAGAAUCAAGCAAAGAGAAUCUUCAAAAUGUUUUCUGAUACUGCAAAGAAAAAUUAACAAAUAUGAAUUUUUGAAUUAGCGCAGCAUGAGCCUCAUAUUUUAGAAAUAAAUCUUUAUCAUUCUCU